AUGCCGAGGAGGCUUCCUCCCAUGGAAAACCCAUACCUAUUGGGACUGAAAGGAACUGCCUGGGCCAGAGAACAACCUAAACAACAAGAGCUCCAGCCCAAGAAACCACCCACCAACAGAACUGCCUUGGCCAGAGAACAACCUAAACAACAAGAGCUCCAGCCCAAGAAACCACCCACCAACAGAACUGCCUGCCUGAACAACCUAAACAACAAGAGCUCCAGCCCAAGGAAGCUUCAGCCCAAGAAACCACCCACCAACAGAACUGCCUUGGCCAGAGAACAACCUAAACAACAAGAGCUCCAGCCCAAGAAACCACCCACCAACAGAACUGCCUGGGCCAGAGAACAACCUAAACAACAAGAGCUCCAGCCCAAGAAACCACCCACCAACAGAACUGCCUUGGCCAGAGAACAACCUAAACAACAAGAGCUCCAGCCCAAGAAACCACCCACCAACAGAACUGCCUUGGCCAGAGAACAACCUAAACAACAAGAGCUCCAGCCCAAGAAACCACCCACCAACAGAACUGCCUGGGCCAGAGAACAACCUAAACAACAAGAGCUCAGCCCAAGAAACCACCCACCAACAGAACUGCCUUGGCCAGAGAACAACCUAAACAACAAGAGCUCCAGCCCAAGAAACCACCCACCAACAGAACUGCCUUGGCCAGAGAACAACCUAAACAACAAGAGCUCCAACCCAAGAAACCACCCACCAACAGAACUGCCUGGGCCAGAGAAUAGGCAGCAGCCCGGGGACGAUCCCAGGCACAAGCCUUUGCUGCCCGUCAGGUGA
Molecule: messenger RNA, 798 nt
Organism: Homarus americanus (American lobster)
Lineage: Eukaryota; Metazoa; Arthropoda; Malacostraca; Decapoda; Nephropidae
Product: pollen-specific leucine-rich repeat extensin-like protein 1
Exons: 2
Coding region: 1-798 (265 amino acids)
Source: RefSeq, a predicted model, not a curated record